Musa acuminata AAA Group (dessert banana) is the source of this 1511-nucleotide messenger RNA. RefSeq lists its product as uncharacterized. The transcript has a single exon. The coding region runs from base 38 to 1378 and encodes 446 amino acids. The record is from RefSeq and is a predicted model, not a curated record. NCBI's taxonomy places the organism in Eukaryota, Viridiplantae, Streptophyta, Magnoliopsida, Zingiberales, Musaceae.
CAUGUUUCUUUUCACCGGAAGGUGAAGAAGGCAAACCAUGCGUUCGGUGGGACAGCAGCGACGCAGAGGUAGUUCAAGAAACCGGAGCGGAUGGACGUGUUGUUCCGCCACAAUGGCAUGGCGGACGAGGCCUCUUCCCCUCCUCCUCUUACUCUUGUUCGCCCUCGCUCUCCUCUUUCUCCUGGAAUGCAACUGCCUCAGCCUCAUUUGCCGCCUCGCCUGGAACCGCUCCUUUCCUAACCUCGGCGCCCCGAUAGCAAAAGCGCCUCCUUUGCGCUUUCUCGGCGGAGAAUCCGGCCACCGUAACGGGAAAACUUACGUGAGCUCCCGCUUUUACUCCGACUCCGUCGACGGCCGUACUCCGCCCGCGUCCCCCGCUACCACUCGCAGAGCUCCCACCUCGAAGCAGAGGGGCAACCUUCUCCUCAAGAUCCUGCAAACCAAUGCUCGGUCGAGAACGUUCGCCAAGCGAACCGAUGAUUUCUUCCGUGGACACAGAUCGGGGCCUCCUUGUAAAGAUCGCUUCUUCAUGGCCUGGAUCUCCUCCUUGGAGGCGUUCGGCCCGCGGGAGUUGUUCUCCGUCGAGAGCCUAUUCAAGUCCCACCCACAUGCCUGCUUGCUUAUCGUCUCCAACACCAUGGACUCGACCCUUGGAUCUCUGCUUCUCAAACCGUUCGUCGAGCGGGGAUUUCGCGUGGCGGCGGUCUCCCCGGACUUCACCCACCUCCUGAAGAGAACGCCGGCUGCGCCCUGGUUCCAUCGGCUCCGACGAAGGGAAGUCAGCCCCGGAGAGGUCCCCCUCGGCCAAAACCUCUCAAACUUGCUCCGCCUCGCCGUCUUGUACAAGUACGGCGGUGUUUACGUCGACACCGAUGUCAUAAUCCUCAAAGGCUUCGGCGGUCUCAGGAACACCAUCGGAGCACAGGCCGUGGACGCAGGGACAGGCAACUGGACUCGGCUGAACAAUGCCGUGAUGGUAUUCGACAGGAGGCAUCCCCUGCUUUAUAAGUUCUUGCAGGAGUUCGCGAUGACCUUCGACGGAAACAAAUGGGGUCACAAUGGGCCUUACCUUGUCUCGAGGGUGGCGGCGAGGAUUAGGGGAAAGCCUGGUUACAGUUUCAGUGUGCUGCCACCGCCGGCGUUCUACCCGGUAGGCUGGAAUAAGAUAUCGACGCUGUUCUCGGGGCCACGAAACCAGAGUCAUUCGAGAUGGAUUUCUGAAAACUUGGGUUGGAUUCGAGGAGCGAGCUACUCUCUCCAUCUUUGGAACAAGCAGAGCAGCAGGAUCAAGGUUGAGGAAGGCAGUGUCAUCAGCAGAAUAAUGUUGGAUUCUUGCGUUAUCUGCAAUCUCUCAUCGUCUCUCGUCCAUAAAGAGUAGGAAGAGAUUCCUGCAUUGUCGUCUUACUUGUUUGAAAAGCUUUGAGAGAGUAGUAGAAAAACGAAGUAAUGGUGGACUUUGUUCUUUGCUUCUGAGUUACUGGACCAACUAAGCCCAUGCUUUUGUUGCAGAA